Messenger RNA from Cucurbita pepo subsp. pepo (vegetable marrow), 650 nucleotides. The record is from RefSeq and is a predicted model, not a curated record. Lineage: Eukaryota; Viridiplantae; Streptophyta; Magnoliopsida; Cucurbitales; Cucurbitaceae.
UGGACAUCCUUACCUGUUCGCUCUACAGAUAAGAUUGCAGCAGCAACGAUAUAAAAACAAGAAACAACUGCGAAGUGGGUGGGAGGCGUUUCAUUGCCUGAAAAUUCGAAAUGGCUUCUCUCACAACCGCUCUCUCAUGGAGAUCUUCCGUGGGUCUUCCAAAUUUCGCUGCAAGCUUCGAAGAAACCGCCAAGUUCUCUCAUGGAAGAACCGCCCUGGUGGUUGUCGCCCAAAAGAAAGCCACCAAGUCGCGAAAGAUUAUUCUGAAGGAGGAUGUGCCGGAGCUGGGGAAGAAAGGGCAACUUAUUGACGUGAAGGCUGGGUAUUAUAGAAACUAUCUGUUUCCUAUGGGGAAGGCACAGAUUGUCACUCCAGUUUUGCUCAAGGAAAUGCGGAUUGAAGAGGAACGAAUCGAAGCUGAGAAAAAACGAGUAAUGGAGGAGGCUCAGCAACUGGCUCUGAUUUUCGAAACUGUUGGAGCUUUCAAGGUGAAGCGAAAAGGUGGAAAAGGAAAACAGAUAUUCGGAACAGUCACGGCACAGGAUCUUGUUGAUAUCAUCAAGGCACAACUUCAGAGGUACUUUAUCUAUUUACUUUUGUUGAUCGGAAAUGUAACCGCCCAAGCCUACCACUAACCGAUAUUGUUCUCU